Molecule: messenger RNA, 844 nt
Organism: Solenopsis invicta (red fire ant)
Lineage: Eukaryota; Metazoa; Arthropoda; Insecta; Hymenoptera; Formicidae
Product: male-enhanced antigen 1
Exons: 4
Coding region: 157-621 (154 amino acids)
Biological process (GO): spermatogenesis
Source: RefSeq, a predicted model, not a curated record
CUUCGCACUUGUAAGGACUGGUAAGGACGACGCACGACGGUGAGCUGUCAGCUGUCAAAAUCGGAGCUGCAUCAUCAGUCUCAAGUUAAUUUUAUAAGCCAUCGACUUUCUUUGCGUGCCCGCGCUCGAGAAAAUGAGUUAAUCUGUUGACACAUCAUGUCGCCGGAGCCUACGCAAGAGCCCAUUCAAGAGAAUCUGACAGUUUCCAAUGUAGUCUUAGAUACAAGAGCAGCGAAUGAUGAGGAAGAUAGUGACGAUGAAGAUAUGGGUAUGGCAGGAUAUAUGCCAUUAUCCCAAGUAUCUACCGAUGUUGAUCCCAUAGGCGAAGAAGAGAAUGACGAAUGGCUACCUGAAUUUGGCGAAUCUAGUCAAGCGUCAUCUGCUUCGAUAACUGACACUCAGCAAAGUUGCUCUUCCGAGGUAUUGGAAGUCUGGUCCUGUCCGCACAAUCGUUCUGACAUUGAUCUAGAUGCGACUAAGAUCAAAGAAGUAAAAUCCGUCAUGGCGUCCAUUACCAUUCCCGAAACUUCUAUUCCGCAAUGGGCAAAUGCGAUCUCGGAAGAGCAGUGGAAGGAACAGCUUCUCGUACGCAUUAAGCAGAUGCAGAGCAAAGAUUCGUAAAACUGACAAGUUGCAACGUAGUCACUGUGGUUGCAAUGAAGAAUUAAGAUCUUUACUGUCCGCUUUGUACAUGAGGAGCAGUACAUUUGGAAUUAUUCAAAGUAUAAUUUUUAUUACAACGUAAAAAAAUGCAGAAACAUAAACGAGAUGCCUAUGAGAGCUGGCAUCGAAUUAUAUAUGUUUUAGCAUUUUAAGUGUAAAAAAAUAAAAUAUUUGAUUUUUA